This is a messenger RNA of Fraxinus pennsylvanica, 1764 nucleotides long. NCBI's taxonomy places the organism in Eukaryota, Viridiplantae, Streptophyta, Magnoliopsida, Lamiales, Oleaceae. The record is from the annotation of a GenBank genome assembly.
AUGCGGCGACGGGCGGCCGAUUACCGGCGCCCGGCUCGAAGGAGGUUGUCAUGUUGGAUCUGGGGGCUUCUUGUAAUAUUUUCAGUUGCAGGUUUUGCUUUGUUUGUUCUUCAUCAUAAUCAGCACCAGGAGGAUCAUGUGGAGCAGACUGCUUUAGAGACGAAUACUAAAAAUGAAAGGGUUGUUCACAAGCAUUUAAAUUUUACUGAAGAAAUUUUAAGUGUUCGAUCAUACGCCAGACAAUUAGCAGAGCAAAUGACCCUUGCCAAAGCUUAUGUGAUUAUUGCAAAGGAGCAUAACAAUUUUCAUCUUGCUUGGGAGCUUAGUUCAAAAAUAAGAAGUUGUCAAUCCCUGCUUUCAAAGGCUGCAAAGAAGAACGAGCCUGUAUCGUUGGAUGAUGCCGGACCAAUCAUUAGAAGUCUCUCUUCCCUCAUUUUUAAGGCGCAAGAUGCAUAUUAUGAUAUUGCAACCACUAUGAUUACAAUGAAAUCACAUAUUCAAGCGCUUGAAAAACUUGCCAAUGUGGCUACUGUUCAGAGUACGGUAUUUGGUCAAUUGGCUGCAGAAUCAGUGCCAAAGAACCUUCAGUGUAUUUACAUUAAACUCACUGCCAUUUGGCUUGAGAAAAAUUCACUACGGGAACUUGCGGAUGAGAGGAGGAACUCUCUGCAACUAGUCGAUAAUAAUCUUUAUCAUUUCUGCUUAUUUUCAGAUAACCUUCUGGCUGUUUCGGUGGUAGUUAAUUCUACUGUUUCUAAUGCUGAUCAUCCGAAGCAGCUCGUAUUCCACAUUGUAACGAAUGGAGUGAAAUACGGGGCAAUGCAGGCUUGGUUCCUUGGUAACGAUUUCAAAGGGGCUACAUUAGAAGUUCAAAAUAUUGAAGAUUUCUCUUGGUUGAAUGCUUCUUACUCUCCGGUUUUAAAACAGAUAAAUGAUGAAGAUUUACAGAGAUCCUACUUUGAGAGGACGAAGGAUAUGAGUCUUGAACCGAAGUUACGUAAUCCUAAGUACGUCUCUCUGUUGAAUCACCUGCGAUUUUACAUCCCGGAGAUUUAUCCUCUGCUCGAGAAGGUAGUUUUUCUUGAUGACGAUGUUGUUGUUCAGAAGGAUUUGACCCCACUUUUUUCAUUGGAUUUGCAUGGUAAUGUGAAUGGGGCAGUCGAAACUUGUCUUGAAUCCUUUCACCGUUUUUACAAGUACCUCAAUUUUUCGAACCCAAUUAUCAGCACCAAAUUUGAUCCUCAGGCAUGUGGAUGGGCAUUUGGGUUGAAUGUUUUUGAUCUGAUUGCUUGGAGAAAGGAAAAUGUGACUGCGCUUUAUCAUUAUUGGCAGGAACAAAAUGCUGACGGAUCACUAUGGAAGCUCGGCACUCUUCCUCCCGGAUUUUUAGCUUUUUAUGGAUUGACAGAGCCACUUGAUCGGCGAUGGCACGUCUUAGGAUUGGGUUAUGAUCUGAACAUCGAUAACCAUCUGAUCGAGACUGCAGCCGUGAUACAUUUUAACGGUAACAUGAAGCCGUGGCUAAAGUUAGGAAUAGGCAGGCUUGUAUGCUCUACAUCUAACUCCCAUUACCCUGAAAAGUUAAGUACCACACUGCCUCAAAUUAUAAAUGGAAGCAUGGUUAUAGAUGCGAAAGGUCCCCGUAGAAGCCUCAAGGUGAGGAGAAAGAUGUCAUCGCUGAAAUAUGCAAUCAAGGGGAAUCAGUUCAAAAUUCGACACGAUAUAGUAGUAUCAAUUCAGAGAAAGUCAAAGAGGGAAAUGUAG